GAUGCUGCCGUCGCUGGUGCCGCUGCUGGCUCUGGCCCUUCCGCUGCUGGCCGCCUCGCCGCCCAACGCCAGCUCCAGCUGGUGGAGCGAUGCCGCGCCCACGCUGCCCGCCUGCCCCAGCAGGCGCUGCCCGCACGAGGAAGCGGGCGGCACGGACUACGCACUGGCGCAGCAGCUGCUGGGGCUUGUGCCGCCGUUCGCCGUCACCUCCCCGCGCAGCAACAACAGCCGCUGCCUGCAAGACUCCCGCCGAUUCCUAGCAGCACUGCAGCGCCUCGAGCUAUGGGCCGUCAGAGUGUACGACGCGAGCGCAAAGCUGCCGUCGGGUGUGCUGAACGGCAACGUGAACCAGUACGGCGACUUCGACGCGUGCGUGCGGCGCGCGCGGGCCCAAUACUGCCUGGCCAUGGUGCAGCUGGACGCCGGGCACGACGCAUCGCCCGCUCUGCGCCGCUUGCUGCGCCUCACGCGCUCGCUAGACGUCUUCCGCAGCACUUUCGACGACCCGGGGCACCGCGUGCCGCGCUUCUCGAGCAUCAACUGGGGCGUGUGUGUGCCGCGCUCGUGCGGCGCCGAAGACGUGCAGCUGUCGCUGGAGGACGCACUCGACUCGCACACGGCUCGCACCGGCCUCAGGCCGCGCGUGCGCGUCAACCCGCAGAUGUGCUACGUGCAGCAGUCCUGGCUCCCGCCCGCCUCCUUCCUCCUCGUGGGGUCACUGUUUGUUGUAAUAAUUGGUAUUGCUGUAACUGCCACACUCUAUGAUAAAACCGACAAGAAGGAAGAUAAAUUUCAUAGUCAGAAAAUGGAACUUUUAGAAUGCUUUUCUCUGAAGAAAAAUGUAAGGAAACUGAUAAGCAUGGAAAGAUCUGCAGAUGAUAUUGAAAGUAUCCAUGGAAUUCGAGCAAUUAAUGCUUAUAUGCUGCUGCUUUCACACAAAUCAAUGGCAUUAUUUUUCAAUCCUUACAUGAACCGCACCGACAUGGCAGAGCAAGUGGGAGAGAUAUGGACAACUUUAGCUCGUGGAGCCAGCUUAUACACUGAGCCUUUUGUAAUGUUGAGUGGACUUCUUACAUCCUACUCAUUUACAAAGGAAUUUAACAGAAACAAAAAACUUGAUCUUCAGAAAGAAUAUGCAUCGAGAUUGUUCAGGUUGGUGCCUAAUCUUGCCACAAUUAUACUUUUCUGUACUUUCCUGCUUCCUUGGAUGGGCUCAGGACCACAGUGGAAUCUAGUAGUGCGUCACCAUUCAGAUAUCUGUAAGAAAAACUGGUGGCGUAACUUGCUUUUCAUUCAUAACUACUUUGGAUUUGAAAAUAUGUGCUUGACACAUACACAUCAUGUGGGAAUAGAUACACAAUUAUUUGCCAUAUCUCCACUGCUUGUAUAUCUUCUCUGGAAGUGGCCAAGAAAAGGCUCUUUAAUACUAAUUUUACUGGCAGCUAUAUCAACAUUUCUUCGUUUUUAUGUGACAUACACAAGAAGGCUCACCCACUUUGUAUUUUAUGGAAUUUCGGUUUCCAAAUUAUUUGAAACUGCAGAUUUCUCAUAUAUUUUACCAAGCCACAGAUUAACAGUUUAUAUAAUGGGUAUAUUUGUGGGCUACUUUCUGAGGAUAUAUGGGAGAAAUUUUAAAUUGAAAAAGGCAUACAUAGGCAUUGGUUGGAUGCUUGUUUCUGUAUUGUUUUACUUGUCAUUUGUAAUGCCAGCAACAAUGGGUCAAGAAAGCUACAAAUAUGAUCCACUAGAUGCAGCAAACUAUGCUGCAUUUGCUCCUAUUGGAUGGUGUUUGUGUUUUAUGUGGAUAAUAUUUGUAUCGUAUGUAAACCAAGGAGGUAUUAUGGGGAGCAUUCUCUCAUGGAAAGCAUUCUUAAUAUCAACAAGGAUAUCAUAUGCAGUGUACCUUACACAGUUUCCAAUUUUCUUUUACAAUGUUGGAACAACAAGACACACUGACCAGUAUAGCAUUCGACUAUUGUUUAAUGCAGCAGAAACUGCAGCCAUUGUUCUUGCAUCAGUUGCCCUUACAUUGUUCAUAGACUUGCCAUUCCAAAAUAUUAGAAAUGUUCUACUGAAGAAAAAGAAGUCAUGAAGACAAAUUUUGUCAUCUCUUUUAUGUUGUAAAAAAUUUAAUGCAUUAAUGCAAAUCCUUUGCUAGGAAGUGAUGAGUGAUCCACUUUGAAUAAUGUAUACUGUGAUUUAGAAGUGAGUGCAUAAUAUGUAGAAGACUGACAGAAAGAAAAUUUGAGUGAGGGUGUAAAAUACAUCAGCUUAUAAUGAACAAACAACUGUGAGGAGCUUACCUUAAGACUCUACUCUCCAGUGAUGACUGAGUGCUCAUUAAUAGAAUCUUUCUAUAUUCCAGGAAUGAAAGGAAUUAACUAAUGACACAUAAAUUGACUGUAAUCACCAACAGAUGAAGCAAUGGCCACACUGAUGAAUAAUAUGUAUAUAGUAACAGAAAACAAAUUCUUCAGCUAAUGGAACUGUACCUCUGAUUUUCAAGAGGUAUUGUUAUUGCUCACCUGUAUAUAAAGCCACAUGUUUGAAAAAUAUCAUAAGUUGAUGAAGUUGUUGGUUACCAAGCUGUCAGAAUGGUCCCCUUGACCAAAAAACAACUGUGAUACACAAAUAGCAAGGAGAUAGCGGCAAUCAACUCACUAAUGAAAUGGAUGCCACUUCUUUGACAGCUUGAGUACUGAUACCUUACAAUCUGGAAUAUGUCUGCUAGCGACUGCUGAUAAAGUACUUUAAUCAAACAGUUGCAAGUGAUCUUGUCAGUUGCUUACAUUGCUGUUCUCAAGGGAAAUACCUUUAGUUUCAAAAGCUGAAAAAUUAAUUAUUUGUUAUUAUAUGCUGUAAGAGUGACCUGUUGGUGAACAGAGCUAAAAGAUACAGCUUUAUUUUUCAAAUUAUUCUACAAAUAUAUCUAUCCAAUUGUUGUUCUGUUGCAGUUUGCAUCAUUAGGAAAAAUAUUAUUUAUUAGUAACAACAUUUUUAGAUAUAUCAGUAAGAGCCAUUUGCAAAUGUAAGUGUGAAGCAUCAAAAUUCUUGGAAAAUUGUAAAGUGACAUUGAACUUUAAGAGCUCAUAUACAAAACAGGCAGCAAAUGGUGUUUUAAAUACAGCCCCAUUAUUGUUGAAGGAAUUUCUCAGGUAAAGAUGUUAAUACUAAAUAAAAAGGAUAUUGUAAAUAAGAUUGUAAGUUUCUACUGCAGAAAGACCUGUACAAUUUUUUAUGUGUAUCAAAUAUAUAUUAUGUAAAAUA
Molecule: messenger RNA, 3267 nt
Organism: Schistocerca gregaria
Lineage: Eukaryota; Metazoa; Arthropoda; Insecta; Orthoptera; Acrididae
Gene: drd
Product: O-acyltransferase like protein
Exons: 13
Coding region: 2-2092 (696 amino acids)
Molecular function (GO): acyltransferase activity, transferring groups other than amino-acyl groups
Source: RefSeq, a predicted model, not a curated record